UUUUUUUGAGUGUUUGUUGCCGGUGCCUAAAGCCAGAGAACGGCAGCAAAAAAUCACAAGGGCAGCACUUCAGGAGCAUAGGACGACGAUGGGACAGCCGCGCGGCCAUCGGAGCUAGACGCUCGCUGCGCCAGUGCUUUCAUUCCACAGACACAUAACCAUACAAAAGUAGCAAUGGCCACAUUCGGCAGCGACCCCGGCACGCCGCGGCCGCCGCCGCCGGCCGGGAGGAGGCGCAACACCAUGGGCCCCUGGGUCCGCGAGGCCGACGAUGAGGAAGAGGACCCGGAGGGCGGAGGGCGUUUGAGAAGAGUCGCGGGCAAGCGGGGCGUCCUCGUGCGACAGCAGCGGUCCCUCGAGAGCACGUUAGUUGGCGAGUUGGCUCGCGGGGCUAUUGUCGAACUUGCUACUGACGCCGUCGAGGGCGCCGCGCGCGUGAGGAUAUCUGCACCGCUCGAGGGCUGGGUCACGGCCCGCUUGCUCGAGCCUCUCUCAUCACCGGAGGAGCCUAUAAUAGCGCCGCUAUCCCCGCCGACGGAGGUCGACGGCCCAGAGCUUGACGAUGGGCGCGUCACUGAUACAUAUAUAAAACAAUCACUGGAGCACCUCAAGCAGCAGAAACUGCUGAAGCGGGACGUCGUCGUGUCCAUUUUAACCCAAGCCAAGGACUUGCUCGAGAAGGAGGCGACCGUUGUCGACUUAGAAACACCGACCGACGCGCCGCACGUGACCGUGUGUGGGGACGUCCACGGUCAGUUCUACGACCUAUUGACGAUCUUCGAGGCGAACGGAUUACCGAGCCAAACGAACCCGUACAUUUUCAACGGCGACUUCGUCGAUCGGGGGUCUUUUUCCUUCGAGGUGGCGAUCACGUUGUUGGCGUGCAAGGUCCAGCAUCCGAACUGCGUCCACUUGAACCGGGGCAACCACGAAACGCGAACGAUGGCGCGGUUCUACGGCUUCGACGGCGAGGUCCGGCAUAAGUACGAUGACGACGUCCUCGAAAUGUUCCACGCGUGCUUCGUGCGGCUGCCGUUGUGUUGCGUGUUACAUAAGCGGUGUCUGGUCGUCCACGGCGGCCUGCCGUCGGAGGACCAAUCUACUCUCAAAGACAUCCGCAAAAUUGAGCGGCGGUGCGAGCCGCCCGAGCUCGGUCUGUUCUGCGACGUGCUUUGGUCUGAUCCGCAGCCGUUCCCCGGGCGGCAGCCGUCUCGGAGGGGCGUCGGGUUGUCCUUCGGUCCUGAUGUGACGAAGCGGUUCCUGGAGCGGUCCGAUUUGGCGUUGGUAGUUCGUUCCCAUGAAGUGCGGGAUCGGGGCUACGAGGUCGAACACGGUGGACUGUUAAUAACAGUCUUCAGCGCGCCGAACUACUGCGACGCUGUUGGGAAUCAAGGGGCGUUUGUACACCUCUCCCAAGAUCUGGUACCCCGCUUCGCGACGUUCAACGCGGCGCCGCACCCGCCCAUCCGGCCGAUGGCCUACUCGACCUUCGCGGCGCUGGGCUUCGCCUAGUCUGCCCGUCAAUUCGUUUCCUCGACGAGCCCGUCGCGCGAAACGCGCGGCUCGUUAUUUGCGAGCGGUCUUCUAAGUAUACUGUUGUAUCGAA
This is a messenger RNA of Pelagomonas calceolata, 1606 nucleotides long. The record is from the annotation of a GenBank genome assembly. Lineage: Eukaryota; Pelagophyceae; Pelagomonadales; Pelagomonadaceae.